Messenger RNA from Trypanosoma cruzi, 474 nucleotides. RefSeq names its product amino acid transporter, putative. The annotation marks the transcript as partial. The transcript has a single exon. The record is from RefSeq and is a predicted model, not a curated record. Gene Ontology annotation, molecular function: transmembrane transporter activity. NCBI's taxonomy places the organism in Eukaryota, Euglenozoa, Kinetoplastea, Trypanosomatida, Trypanosomatidae.
UGUCUUCUUUCUGUUUUUUUUUCCUUUCAAACUUUAGUGGAGCUGGACCAAAUUUUAUAUUGUUUGCGCCUUAUUGCGAUUCUUGUUGUGUUUUUGGAACUUCGGUUCAAGCAGCCUUUUCUGGAGCGUCCUUAUAGGGCCCCAGGAGGCCUCAUUGCGGCGUCACUUUGGGGUGGUGUGCCGAUUGCGUUCAGUGUUGUCCUCAUUGUGGUAUCGAUGUUUGGAAGCGUUGUACUCUUUUUUGGCACGGUUGUAUUGGUUGUUGGAACGAUGGUUAUUUCCUAUGUUGGGGUGCGUUUCUUUAGGCCGGAGGGGUUUGCGGGAGAGUUGGUUGAGGAGUACGAAGAUGCCGACAUGCAGACUUAUGGAACCGUCUUAGAACACGAGUCGAAUGAGUGGCGAAAAACUCAUCCGAACCACACAUUUAUCGACUGUGAAGUGUCGGAAGAUAAAGGCGGACAAAAACAUAAUUAA